CAAAGGAAGCCUGUCUGUAAUCUUCUAGAAAACUUGGAUUGUCGACCUACCAACAUCUGAAAUCAUGGCUACAUCUGCCUGGUCUCCAGAAGCCUUUGCUUGCCCAAUAUGUUUGGAAAUACUGAAAGACCCUGCUACACUUCCAUGUGGACAUGCCUACUGCCUUCUCUGCAUCCAGAAGCAUUGGGAUCAGACAGCGACUAAAGGCUCCUAUGAAUGUCCUCAAUGCAGACAACAUUUUAACCCAAGGCCCCUCCUGGCUAGAAGCAACGUUCUCAUGGAGGCUAUAGAGAAACUGAGAUUGAGUGAACGGGAUGGGCCAAACUCUUCUUUGUAUCAGUCUAUCACCUCAUCUCCAGAUAUGCAGCCUUCUACUGAUUUAGCAGGAUCUGCUGAGAUUCCUGCAUCCCAGAGUGGUCUAUAUCCCGCUCUCCCCUCGAGCUCACCGCAGCUGUGUCCGCUGCAUCAGCAGGUGUUGGAGCUGUACUGCUGUGAUGAUAAAGAAUGCAUUUGUGAUGAGUGUAGCCUGCUUGGCCAUAAAGGCCAUGAGGUGGUCCUUCCAGAUGAAGAAAGACAAAAGAUUCAGCAAGAGCUCAUACUGGUGAAUGCUCAGGUACACAGGAGCAUUGCAGAAAGAGAGAAGGUCAUUCAAAGACUUCCCCAUGUCUCACAGGAACACAAGAGCUCAGUGCAGAAGCUGAUGAUGGACAGUCAGAUGAUCUUUGCUGAUAUUUUGAGGAGUGUUGAGCUCAGCCGCUCUCAGGUGUGUGAGCUGCUUCAGGCACAUGAGAAUUCUUCCUGUUGCCACAUAGAGGCCCAAAGCUACAAACUACAACAAGAGAUCAUCCAACUACACAAAAAACAAGAAGAACUUAAGAAACUAGACGACAUUCAAGAUCCCAUUAGUUUUUUCAAUACGUUCAGAGCCGUGGAUUCUAUGGAACAGACUGAAAAUGGUCCAAUGGAGAUGUUUACUCCAGAGUCUGUGGUACCUGGGGUCAAAUCGGCUUUGGAGUCUUUCAGACAGGAGUUGGAUAAUCUCACCAAAACCAACCUGGCUAGUAUCUUUAGAGUUGUGAAUGAUGCAGCUGCACUGGCACAAACAUCCAUUAAGGCGCAUGAUGAAAGUGUCAUCUCCAGCAAUUUACAGACGCCCUUACAAAACCCAGCUACACAAGUAAAGUCUGACUGUCCUAAAGCAGAUGUUAAACCCAAAGUCAAAGCUUCCUCUCUGGCAACAGGAGAACAUCGCAAAGAGCAGGGUAGUUCAUCUCUGAAUCCAGUGGAGGGAUCGAUGCCCUGUUGUCUGGUUAAUCCAUCACCUAAAACCAGAGAGGAAAUGCUGAAAUACCGAAUUGAGCCUACACUAGAUUAUAACAGUGCUUUCCAUCAAAUUCGUUUGUCUGAUGGAUAUCGCAAAGCAACACUGUGUGCAGUGAACCAGAAUUACCCUGAGCAUCAUGAGCGCUUCACCUUCUGGAGGCAGAUCAUGUGUGUGGAGGCGCUGGCCGGAAGCCCGUACUACUGGGAAGUGGAGUGGACUGGACAGAGGGUGACCAUCGGUGUGGCGUAUAAAGACAUGGCACGUUCCGCAGCCGAUGACAGCACCAGACUGGGUCACAACACACAGUCCUGGAGUCUGUACUGGUCCGGCAAAGCGUUCUCUAUGUGGCAUGCUGGGAAAGAAACUGUACUGGCAGGUCCAAAAGCCAGACGCAUCGGGGUGUACCUGGACCAGCAGACCGGUGUACUGGCAUUUUACAGAGUCUCCCAUAAUCAGGCCCAAGAAAUAUGUAGUGUUCAUACACAUUUUGAUGGACCGCUCUUCCCCAGUUUCCGCUUCUGGUCUGGAGUCGGUUCCUCCAUCACUAUCUGUGAGCUCCACUAAAGACAUUUGAAUUAUUGUCAGAUGUCCACCUCUGAAAGUUAAACUCAGACAGGGGGAAAUUACUGAAAAUAACCCAAGUAAAGAUACAUGAAGAAUAUCGACUGUUGAGAAUACACUUCUGUUGUGAUCUAUAAUUAUUAUAUCCAGAAAUCUCUCAUGCCAGGUUAAAAAUUAGCAUUCUGUAUACUUCUCUUUUUCACUUUUUUAUAAGAAUUUAAAUAACUUUGUGUGUGUGUGUGUUGUAAUAAAAUCAUGUGCUUUGCAUUUUUAAGUUUUACUCUAAGGGCAAUAUUUGCCCCUGGAUUUCAUUUUACCAUUAUGGCAUGUUCUUUUUCUGACCAUUUAAUACAUAAACGGU
Messenger RNA from Xyrauchen texanus (razorback sucker), 2246 nucleotides. It is a transcript of the gene ftr86, whose product is annotated as finTRIM family, member 86. Gene Ontology annotation, molecular function: protein binding; zinc ion binding. Bases 65 to 1888 code for a protein of 607 amino acids. The record is from RefSeq and is a predicted model, not a curated record. The transcript has 9 exons. NCBI's taxonomy places the organism in Eukaryota, Metazoa, Chordata, Actinopteri, Cypriniformes, Catostomidae.